Molecule: messenger RNA, 3669 nt
Organism: Quercus robur (English oak)
Lineage: Eukaryota; Viridiplantae; Streptophyta; Magnoliopsida; Fagales; Fagaceae
Product: putative disease resistance protein RGA3
Exons: 6
Coding region: 295-2550 (751 amino acids)
Biological process (GO): defense response to other organism
Molecular function (GO): ADP binding
Source: RefSeq, a predicted model, not a curated record
UUUUUACUCGAAUAAAUAAAGACUAAUAAUAACAUUUAAGAUGACGUACCAUGUUACCGAUAACAUAUAUCAUAUCCUCAGUAAAGACGGAAAUUAUCUUAAUAAAUAAAUAUUAAAUGUUUUCAUUAUUCACUGAGACUGCUAGUUCGUUAUAAAAGCCGAAUAGGAGGAGUGAGGAAGCACAAGCACACCUGCUAUUGUGUAAUCUAUUUCUCACUUUGCUCCUUAUUUUUGUCAUUCGCAUUCUGUUUCUUUAUUGUAUUCUCAACUUAUAACUUUCAGUCUCCAUUAACUAUGGCUGAUGCACUACUGUCACUAGCUGCUGAUCCCUUGAACCUGUUGGGUUCAAUCGCUGUUCAGCAGGCUCAACAACAGAUAAACUUGAUUGUUGGCGUUGAUGAAGAAAUCCAAAAGUUUUCUGACUGUUUCAGAAAUGUCCAGGCGAUGCUCAAUGAUGCUGAGAAGAGACAAAGCACGGACGCAGCUGUGAAGCUUUGGUUAGAUCAGCUCAGAGACGUGUACUACAUGAUGGAUGACGUGUUGGACAAGUGGGACACUGCAAGGAUCAAAUCAGAAAUUCAAAAAGAAGAAGAAAGAGCUGUUACUAAUAGCAAUCCUGCUGCCCUGAAGAAGAAGGUACCAUGCUCAUUCUUCCCCUCUCUGUCAUGUUGUUUUGGUCAAGUAGAUAACCUUUCUCUGCGUCAUGAGAUUGGUCACAUGAUAGAAAACCUGAAACAAACAUUAGAUGACAUUCUCAAAGACAAAGUGACCUAUGGGUUCAACUUGACUAGGCAUUCACAUGUAGAAGUUGAGCGACCAACAACCACGUCCUUUGUGGAUGUGUCCGAUAUAAUUGGUCGUGAUAACUAUAGGGAUGAGCUGUUGAGCAACCUGUUAGGUGUGGGUGGUCAGGAAGAAAGAAAUCCUCGUGUCAUCUCCUUAGUGGGCAUGGGCGGUAUAGGAAAAUCCACUCUUGCCCAACUAGCCUACAAUCAUUCUGAGAUACAAGUCCAUUUUAAAUUAAAAAUAUGGAUUUGUGUCUCUGAUCCAUUUGAUCAGUGCAAGGUUGCCAAAGCAAUCAUUGAAUAUAUUGAGGGUCAAUCCCCCAACAUUACUGAAUUGCAAAGUCUAUUACCUCACAUUUGUGAUUUGAUUGGAAAAAGGAAGUUUUUUCUUGUUUUGGAUGUUGUGUGGACGGAAGAGUUCAUAAAGUGGGAGCCAUUCAAAAAUGCUCUCAAAUGUGGUGCUCAAGGUAGUAGAAUUCUAGUCACCACACAAAAAAUCAAUGUUGCGGAAAUGAUGGAGAGUUCCCACAUGAUCAAUUUGGAGAUAUUGUCAUCCGAUGACUAUUGGUUGAUGUUUAGUAAAAUAGCAUUUUCUAACAAAGAUCUACAUCAAUGUAGGGAUCUAGAAGAGUUAGCCCGAAAACUAGUAAAUAAGUGCAAAGGCUUGCCACUAGCUACGAAGACUCUCGGUAGGCACAUGCAUGGCAAGAGAAGUAAAGAAGAGUGGGAGAGGGUUUUGUACAAUAAUUUGUGGGAAGUAGAAGAUAUUGAAAAAGUUCUUUUGGGACCAUUGUUGUUGAGUUAUAAUGAGUUGUCCUUGUCAGAGAAACAAUGUUUCUUAUAUUGUGUUGUCUUCAAGAAAGAUCAUCAAUUCGAUAGACUUGAGUUAAUCAUCCAUUGGAUGGCACAAGGAUAUAUCAACUUAAAAGGAAAUAUGGAGAUGGAAGAUAUAGCAGAAGAGUACUUUCAAAAAUUAGCAAUGUGUUCUUUUUUCCAAGAUUUUAAGAAAGAUGAGAAUGAUGGUAGAAUAAAAAGUUGCAAAAUGCAUGAUAUUGUGCAUGACUUUGCACAGUCAAUGACAAAAGAAGUAUGCUUCACAAUCGAAGGUAAUGAAGAGGUUAAGAGAAACUUUAAAAGGGCUCGACAGUUGUCAUUAAUAGUUGAAGAAACAUUUCUUGAGUCUAUCUAUGAAGCGAAAAAUCUACGCACUCUCUUUCUUCUUUCUCAUGAAAGGGACUAUGAGUUUAACAUGCACCUAUCCAACUCAUGCCAUCAUUUUAGAUGUUUACGAACAUUAAUUUUGGAUUGCCCAUUUACAAAACUUCCGGAUGCGGUGAAAAAUUUGAUACAUUUAAGGUGUCUCCAUAUGUGUUGGAAUGUUAAAAUAGAAGAAUUGCCUGAAACCUUAUGUAAUCUUUGUAAUUUGCAAGCUUUGAAUAUUGAUAAUGGUGAAUAUUUCAAGAAAUUACCACAAGGGAUUGGUAAACUAAUUAAUUUAAGACAACUUAGAUUUCAUACAAAUCAUAGCUGGUACAAACUAAAAUUUCCAAAUGGGAUUGGGAAAUUGACUUGUCUUAAAACAUUAAGUGUUUUCAACAUAGGUGGUAAGGAUGAUAAAGAAGGAUGUAAACUUGGAGAAUUAAAAAAUUUGAACCAACUUCGAGGGAGCUUUAAAUUUCCAAAUGGUAGAUGUAGGGGAGGCCCAGAAUGCACAGUUGAAGAAGAAGAUACAUCUCCACGAUUUGGAACUAGAUUUUUACGUUGAAGAUCAAUUCCAAGAGAAAGGGGAAGAGAGUAGAAGAAGAAUGGAGAGUGAUUUAGCAGUUUUGAAUGCCUUAGAACCACCUUCACACUUGGAAAAAUUAUCAAUUAAGAGCUUCAUUGGCACCACAGUGUAUACUAAUUGGAUGACGUCCUUGACCAAUUUGAAAAGUCUUCAUAUCGAUGGGUGCUGGCAGCUAGAGUGUUUGCCACCUUUGGGGAAGUUGCAGGAAUUAAACAUUCGUGGCUGUUCAAUUCUCGAGCAACGUUGUGAAAGAGAGAUAGGAGAUUACUGGCCCAUUAUUUCUCACAUCCCAACAAUCAACAUAUCGUAAAGUAACGAUCAACCCCAGUUUGGUUCAAACAAUCUAUCAGAGUAUGAGGAGGAUGGGGCUGAGGAUGAGGUGGAUGAACAAGUGGAAGUAGACAUUGAUGAGGGGGAUUCGUGAAGAGGACUAAUACAUAUUAUGAGAUUGGGUUGUAAGAGCAAGCAAGGGGUCAUGAAUUUUAGCUACAAGUAUAGUUUUUUUGAAUGAUGAUACUGAUAGAGAAGAGGAAUAUAAAGCCUCUUUUUUAAAGCUUGGGGUGAUCUUAAAUCUCCCUUUUGCAACAUUAUAUUUACUCUUACGUUAGAGCCAAAAGGGUCAAUUCCUCCCCAGCCUCACAGUGUAGUGACAUCAAUUUAAAUGGUGAAAGAGCUUGAUGUAAAGAUGAUUUUGACAUCAUAACGACCACAUCCAGUACCUGCAAUACUGUUCAUGUUGCAGUUGAAAAUCAUUGUCUGACACAAAUUUGAAAUUGGAUGUCAAAUGAAUGGAUGAUCCAAAUGGUGUUGACUAAAGAGGCCUUUGAGCUCACAUGAGGAGGAUAUGGAACUUUUGUUCUUGAAAUACAUUUUCUUUGACAACAAAGGUAGUGAAUUACAUCCAUAAACAAGCUAAUAUCAUUCUUGGUGCAUCAUGAGGGGUCCAUAGUAAUUUUUUACAACAUUCAGGAUUGGAGCAUUAAUCAGAUCAACUUGUCUAUUCAUUCGUAAAUCUAGAUCUAAUUGUACACUAUUGUGUCUUCUUUUGCCCAUAUCUGGAAUUGAAAAUUAUUACCAUCUCAUGUUCACUCAGGUCUG